AUGAUGAGGACACUGAGUGUGGUGCUCAUAAUCGGCUUCCUAGCCAAAGGAUGUCACUCCCAGCUGGAUGUGUGCGGUGUGGCUCCUCUAAAUAACGUAACAGUGGGAGGACUGAAUGCUGCUCCAGGUUCUUGGCCUUGGCAAGUUAGUCUGCAAGUUAGGGGUGCUCAUGUCUGCAGUGGUUCUCUCAUCAACUCUAACUGGGUUCUAACAGCAGCCGUCUGCUCUUCAAGCUAUCUUACUUCACAAAUUACAGUUUACCUGGGUUUGCAGUCACUGUCCACGAGUAACGUGAAUUCAGUAUCGAGAUCUGUUACUCAACAAAUCGUAUAUCCCGAGAUCAGGUAUUACAAUGACAUCGCUCUGCUGAAGCUCAACUCUAGUGUGAUUUUCACGGACUAUAUUAAACCUGUCUGUCUGGCUACAGCCGGGAGCACAUUCUUCAAUGGUACUCAGGCUUGGGUCACUGGCUGGAAUGCAAACACCAAUGCAGGCACCCUAAUGCAAUCUAACAUAUCAGUUGUUGGAAACAGGGAGUGUAACUGCAUAUUUUCCUCUCUAUCAGUUAACAUCAAAGACACCAUGAUGUGUUCUACAUCUUUGCAGAGCCAGAGCUGUUCGAUGGAUAUUGGUGGUCCCCUGGUCAUCAAACAGGAAGGUCUUUGGAUCCAGGCAGGCAUUUUGAUCUAUCAUGAUGACUGUGAAAAUUUAUCUAUGCUAUACACUAGAGUGUCUUUGUACCAGAACUGGAUCAACCAGCAGAUCAUCAGCAACCAGCCAGGUUUUGUCCCAUUCAUUUCUACUGGCACUGAUGGAGACCUGAGUGUGUCCUGUCCUGGCCUGUCUCCUGUUGCCACUUCUUAUCCAAAACACAACUGUGCCCACAACUGCUACUAUCACUACAACCACGCUUGA
Molecule: messenger RNA, 915 nt
Organism: Pygocentrus nattereri (red-bellied piranha)
Lineage: Eukaryota; Metazoa; Chordata; Actinopteri; Characiformes; Serrasalmidae
Product: chymotrypsinogen A-like
Exons: 7
Coding region: 1-915 (304 amino acids)
Biological process (GO): proteolysis
Molecular function (GO): serine-type endopeptidase activity
Source: RefSeq, a predicted model, not a curated record